AUGCACUCACUAGGUCUGUCCACAAACGGUUCGGAGAGCGAGGCUCUGGCGCCGCCUGCGGGAGCAGCAGCAGCUGCGGUGGCCAACAUCGGCGGUGGUAGUUCAGAGAGCAACGGCGUCAACAACUUUAGCAAUGGCGACGCCCUAGGCAGCGGCGGCAGCAGCACUCAGACGACGCCCACCACCGCUGGAGCCGCCGGAGGCAGCGGCAGCAGCAAUGGCGUGGCCAACAACAGCAGCUACACAAAUGGCUCGGCCAGAGGAGGAGGAGGAAGGGCUGGUGGCAAUGAAGCAGAGGACGGCGACGAGGAGGACGAAGAGGAGGAGGAGGACUUUGAAGGGCGUCGUCCGUACCUGCGCAACGGCAAGCAGCCGCUCCGGCCGCCGAAGAAGGCGCCCGCCGCGCCCUAUGUGAUCAAGUCGCAGACGGACCGCGACAUUAUCCGCCUCAUUGGCCAGCAGCUGCACAUCAUGGGUUUGGGCAACACCGCCAGCCAGCUGAUCAAGGAGUCCGGCUGUCGACUGGACCACCCGACGGCGGAUCGGUUCCGCAGCCUGGUCAUGGGCGGCGAGUGGAGUCGCGCCGACGGGACGCUCCUCGAGCUGAAGCCCUUUCUCGACAGUCCCAAGCAUUUAGUUAUGAUGAAGUACCUGCUGCUGGAGCAGAAGUACCUGGAGAGCAUCGAGGAUGAGCGCCACGCCGACGCACUCAAGUGCCUGCAGUCGGAGAUUAAGCCGCUCAACUACAAGAAGGAGAGUCUUCCCAAUAUUUGCAGAUACCUCUUUUUAAAUUCAAUUGAUGAGCUCAAACAAGUUGCCAACUGGGAGGGCAAGGGGCCUGCCUCCCGUCAGAAGUUGAUGGAGAAGCUGCAGAACUUCCUCCCACCGGAGAUCAUGCUACCGCCGCGCCGCCUGCAGACGCUGCUGAAUCAGGCGAUUGAGCGGCAGAAGGAUCAGUGCUUCUUUCACAAUCACAACCUCGAGUGCAGCUGGGAGGACUUUUCCCUGCUGGUCGACCACUCCUGCAGCAAAGACGACUUACCCAGUGAGACGACGCAGAUUCUGGAGGAGCACCGCGACGAGGUCUGGUACUGUCAGUUCUCCAAUGACGGCACCCGACUGGCCACCGGCUCCAAGGACGGCACCAUCAUCAUCUGGGAGGUGGAUCCGGACACCCUUAACCUGUCGAUCAAGUACACCUUUGGCGGGCACAGCUUCGCCAUUGCCUUCUUCGCCUGGAGCCCCGACGACCACUACCUGGUCGCCCUGGGCCCCGAGGAGGCGGGCGAGUUCUGGAUCUGGGACUGUACUGUAAGUGACACCGGUCUGAUCAAGCACAAGGGCAACAACCAGACGGACGACAGCUUAACCACCUGUGCCUGGCACCCGGACAGUCAGAGGUUCGUCGCCGCCGGUACCAGGGGUCACUUCUACCAAAUUGACCUGGAGGGCAACAUCGUCGACAACUGGGAGGGCGUGCGCGUCCAGUGUCUGGCCUACAAGAAGGACGGCAGGGUGGUCCUCGCCGCUGAUACUCACUACCGAAUAAGGGGCUACAAUUUCGAAGAAGUAAAUGACUUCACACUCAUCAAAGAAGACCAUUCCAUAGUGUCUUUCGUAUGUGAUCGCACCGGCCGCUACGCGCUGGUGAACGUGGAGAGCCAGGGCGUCCACCUCUGGGACCUGGAGGACCGGGUGCUGGUGCGCAAGUUCCAGGGCCUCUCCCAGGGCUACUACACCAUUCACUCCUGCUUCGGAGGCGUCGACCAGGUCUUUCUCGCCAGCGGCAGUGAGGACAACAAGAUCUACAUCUGGCACAAGAAGCGCGAGCACCCGAUCUCAGUGCUGAAGGGCCACCGGCGGACGGUCAACUGCGUCAGCUGGAAUCCGCGGUACACGAACAUGCUGGCCAGUGCCUCAGACGACACCACCGUGCGCAUUUGGACGUCCAAGCGGAAGGCAGCGGACAAGGAGCAGCACGCACAGGGACAGG
Molecule: messenger RNA, 1993 nt
Organism: Rhagoletis zephyria (snowberry fruit fly)
Lineage: Eukaryota; Metazoa; Arthropoda; Insecta; Diptera; Tephritidae
Source: RefSeq, a predicted model, not a curated record